Molecule: messenger RNA, 460 nt
Organism: Laccaria bicolor S238N-H82
Lineage: Eukaryota; Fungi; Basidiomycota; Agaricomycetes; Agaricales; Hydnangiaceae
Exons: 1
Coding region: 80-460 (126 amino acids)
Source: RefSeq, a predicted model, not a curated record
AACACAACACCAAUGAACCACAACCUUUCUUCAAGUCCUCAUCCGCUGCAUCGGCGUCAUAGGGGGAGUUUUCGUCUGCAUGGGGUACGCCGUUCCGAAUAGCCACGCGCGCAGUAAAAGUAGUGAGCGGCAGACCAAACGCCAGGGAUCGCCGCCAGAGUGGGACUCAGAUCGAAAUGGGGCGGGGGCGAACUGCCCAAGAGCGGGAAGAUGGUUCCUCAAGGGAGUGGCUGGGUUUUGGAAGGCUCAAGCAUGCUGCCGUAUGCUAGUUAUGCCGAUACGCCGUUUACGGGUGGGUUCCCUACCCCUGCUCCUCAGGGCGUCCCGUCCCCUUUUGCGGGCUCGUCAUAUUUGCACCUCGUUCUUCCACCCCCACAUCAUGUAUGGUUACAAUGGACAAGACGACUCCAAUGCAAAGAUGAACAUACCUCGACGCCCUACAAAUAUACAAAGUUUAUGA